GAGCCUCUCUGCCACUUCCCACCGGUCUCCGCCGUCGCCUUCCCCGACCUCGUCUCUGCUCUCCUCGCGGCCAUCUCCCGCUGGUCUCCGCCGUCGCCUUCCUCCCCAUCGUCUCGUCACCGGCGUCGGCGUUCCACUCCGAUCUCCCUCAGGUGCUUUCCUUCCCAUAGAUCUCUGAAAAAGAGAGAAAUGAAAAGAAGAAAAAAGGGAAAGAAAAAAAAGACUUACCCAACACAAAACCCCAGCCACCGUCUAAGCUUCCUAUUCGGCCACUCCAAGCCUCCCACCCGGUUGGGACUCAUGAAGAUGGAAAAACUGAAGGGAAAACUGGGGAAAACAUAGGAAAAAUGAACGAAAACAAAGGAAAGACGGAAAAAGAGAAAGAAAUGAAAAGAAAAAUAAGCCAAAAAAAAAAAUCAAUCUAUGUAGGACGAGGUAAGAGUUUUUCGUCUUUCCCUUCUUUUCAUUGAUUUUCUUAUGUUCCCUAUGCUUGAGAAUAAACCCUAAUCGGAACCUGAGAAACCCUUCCCAUCUCCCUUAGGUGGUCUCCUUCCCGCAGAUCUCCGAAAAGGAGAAAGAAAUGCAAAAAAAUGAAGAGAAGAAAAAAAAAAGAUCAAUCUAUGUGGAAAAGAUAAAAUAUGGGACAACUUUUACUUCAUGGAUGGAAGCUGAUCUCAAGGGGUUUUUCUUCUUUGACUCCACACCCACUCCGUGUCUGCAUUGUUGGUAGUGGCCCUGCUGGGUUUUACACGGCUGAAAAGAUGUUGAAGGCUCUUGAUGGAGCGGAGGUUGAUAUCCUAGACCGGUUGCCAACACCAUUUGGAUUAGUUCGUUCAGGGGUGGCACCAGAUCAUCCAGAAACAAAGUUAUCUCACUUACCAGAAACUUGGAAACAGAUAGUGGUAAACCAAUUCUCUCGGGUUGCUGCAAAUGAGAGGUGCUCAUUCUUUGGAAAUGUAAAUCUUGGAACUACUGUUUCUCUCUCAGAUCUUUGCAAGAUGUAUGAUGCAGUCGUGCUUGCUUAUGGUGCUGAGAGUGACAGAUAUCUUGGUGUGCCAGGAGAAGACUUGGGAGGGAUAUACUCAGCUAGAGAGUUCGUAUGGUGGUAUAAUGGGCAUCCGGACUGCUCUAACGUGUCACCUGACUUGAAAAACACAGAUACAGCUGUAGUCCUUGGUCAGGGUAAUGUAGCUCUUGAUGUUGCUCGUAUUCUUUUGCGACCUAUAAACGAACUGGAAACAACAGAUAUCGCUGAGCAUGCUUUAACUUCCCUUCGUGAGAGCACCAUAAGGAAGGUGUACUUGGUUGGGAGAAGAGGUCCAGUGCAGGCAGCUUGCACUGCAAAGGAACUUCGUGAAAUUCUUGGUAUCAAAGAUCUACAUGUUUGCAUCCAGAAAGCUGACCUACUUACAUCUGCAGCCGACGAGGAAGAAUUAAAGAAAGGUAGAAUACAACGAAGAGUUUAUGAGUUAUUUUCCAAAGCAGCAACUUCCCAUCAACAACAUGAUAUUGUUGGCCAGCGAGAACUCCACUUCAUGUUCUUCAGAAAACCUGACAGAUUUUUGCCUUCAGAGAGUGGUAACACUGUAAGCGGUGUGCGCCUUGAGAAGACAUGUUUGAAAGAAAAUGGUGCUUCUGGCAAACAGGUGGCAGUAGGAACCGGACAGUUUGAAGAUCUCAAAUGUGGGCUGGUGUUGAAAAGCGUUGGUUACAAGUCAGUACCAGUUGAUGGAUUACCUUUUGAUGAAUAUAGAGGUGUAGUUCCUAACAUGAAAGGCAGAGUUCUAAGCUUGGAUCAGGCAGAGCAUGCAAUUGUUGAGAAAGGCUUGUAUGUUACUGGUUGGUUGAAAAGAGGACCGACUGGGAUCAUUGCUACAAAUCUAUACUGUGCUGAAGAAACUGUUGCAAGCAUCCUGGAAGAUUUCAAGAAUGGGUUACUCACGCCCAGUUCAGGCUCACCCAAACCGGGAAGACAGGGGCUCCUCCAAGUUUUAGAAAAUAAGAAUGCCAGAUUUGUGCCAUUCAGUGGAUGGGAAAAGAUAGACACGAAAGAAAGGAUGGAGGGUGAGCUGAGAAACAAACCGAGAAAGAAGAUCACGACAUGGGAAGAGCUGCUGCUGGCUGUUGAUGGAUGACGGGCAGAGAGACAUAUCUAACUUAUUUUUGAGGAUUUUGAAACAAAGCACGUGCUGCAGGAUACUGGCUGAAACACACGGGACUCAGCACCAAAAAAUUCAAAUUUUUGUAGUAGGCCGUUUGUAGAAGUCCUUUUGAUUUUUGUUUUCCAGAUGGUCACACCCUUUUUCUCCACCCCUUAAUUUUUGGGUUUCAUGGGCUACACGAUAGGGAGUCAUCCCUGAAGAGAGGUUACAUGAGUUAAGGCAAAUAAGAAGAACAUACCACCACCGAAGUUAUUUGGACACAAAAGCCCAGAGGCAAGUGGCAUGUUUAUAGAGCUUUUUAUAUUGGCUAUUCCAUAUUGAAGGAUUAAUACUACAUAAGUUAAAGUUGAAAAAGGCUAUUUACUCGA
Messenger RNA from Elaeis guineensis (African oil palm), 2530 nucleotides. NCBI's taxonomy places the organism in Eukaryota, Viridiplantae, Streptophyta, Magnoliopsida, Arecales, Arecaceae. The record is from RefSeq and is a predicted model, not a curated record.